CCGCCCGCAGCGAGAGCCGCGCAGCCUCCGCUAGACCUGCGGUGCGCGGCGACAUGGCGGGCGGCCACCGCCUCCUGCUGGAGAACGCGCGGCAAGUGGUGCUGGUGUGCGCCCGCGGCGAGCGCUUCCUGGCGCGGGACGCGCUGCGCAGCCUGGCGGUGCUGGAGGACGCCAGCCUGGUGGUGGGCAUAGAUGGGUUCAUAAAAGCCAUCGGUCCUGGUGAUGCUAUCCAAAAACAGUUUUCAGAAGAAACAUUUCAAGAAAGAAUUGACUGUACCGGGAAAUGCAUCUUGCCAGGUUUAGUGGAUGCACACACACAUCCAGUAUGGGCUGGUGAAAGAGUUCAUGAGUUUGCGAUGAAGUUGGCAGGAGCCACAUACAUGGAUAUCCACCAGGCUGGAGGAGGGAUCAACUUCACGGUGGAGCGCACGCGCCAGGCCUCGGAGGAGGCGCUGUUCAGCUCCUUCCGGCAGCGGCUUGGGUGCAUGAUGAGGGCGGGGACGACGCUGGCGGAAUGCAAGAGCGGAUACGGCCUCAACCUGGAGACGGAGCUCAAGAUGCUACGCGUGAUUGAGCGCGCCCGGCGGGAGCUGGACAUCGGCAUCUCAGCCACUUACUGCGGGGCUCACUCGGUGCCAAAAGGAAAGACUGCUACUGAAGCCGCUGAUGACAUCAUCAAUAACCACCUCCCAAAGCUGAAGGAACUUGGCAGAAAUGGGGAAAUACACGUUGACAAUAUAGAUGUGUUCUGUGAGAAGGGCGUCUUUGAUCUCGAUUCCACCAGAAGGAUUCUUCAAAGUGGGAAAGAUAUAGGGUUACAGAUUAACUUCCAUGGGGAUGAACUCCACCCAAUGAAGGCUGCUGAGCUCGGGGUGGAACUGGGAGCCAAGGCAAUCAGUCACCUGGAAGAAGUGAGUGAUGAAGGCAUUGCUGCCAUGGCAGCGGCCAGGUGCUCUGCUGUCCUCCUGCCCACCACGGCCUACAUGCUGAGACUGAAGCAACCUCGAGCCAGGAAAAUGUUAGAUGAAGGGGUAAUAGUCGCUCUGGGCAGUGAUUUCAACCCUAAUGCGUAUUGUUUUUCAAUGCCGAUGGUCAUGCAUCUGGCCUGUGUGAACAUGAGAAUGUCCAUGCCCGAGGCCUUGGCUGCUGCCACCAUCAAUGCCGCUUAUGCCCUGGGAAAGUCUCACACUCAUGGAUCUUUGGAAGUAGGAAAACAGGGAGAUCUCAUUAUCAUCAAUUCAUCCAGCAAAGAACAGCAUCAAGAAUCACCUUUCGGCAAACAGGUUCCUCAGCACAUUUUGCUUCACUGAAUUUUGGUUUGCACUCCUGUCUCCACCUUUCCUGUGGACAGGCUGCAACCUAAGAGAAGACUCUACUGUGAAAAGGCUGUAAUCAGGUAGGCGAGCUGGCAAGGGUGCCUGUCCUUUCCUUGACAAGCUGCAGUUGUUAGAGCCAUGGUUUCACAUUCCUGCACUUGGAAAGCGCCUUGCUCAUGUUUGCACAGAAAGGUGCAAAGUCACAGCUUUGGGAAGCCAAGAAGUCAUGUGACCCAUCCUUCAUCGGGACAAUUACACUUAAGCCUUUCCAGGAGGUUCUUUAUCUUCUUUUGGAGGAGGGGAGGGAACAGAUUGGGUAACAUCCUAGGGUGCAUCUGACCUUUGUCAACGGGGCCUUGUUUUAAUGAUUACCAUUAUAGAGAGGGGGUUGGUUUACUCUGAACAUCAGAUUCCUUACCUGUGAAAUGAGGAGGCUUCUUAAGCUGGGUUAUUACAGGAAUGUGAAUAGAGACUAACACAUGGUAAAGCAGCAGUAACACUAACCUCCUACUGCAGCUUAAGCAUCUGAAUCCUUUUUUUGAUAUGUGUAGUGACAUUUGAUAAAUAUGAAAUGCACAAUUCAUUGAGAACCACUCCCAUAGCAACCUUUAUAUUCAUUCCUUAACUCCUUUACACAGAAUCUCUUGUUGACCUAUUGGCUAUUCUUUACUAUGAUUCAAUGAAUAAAAGAAAAAGCAGCUUAAGAACUAAUUAUGACUUAAAAAGCGUUGUUUACAGAGACAUAUUAAGGAACAUUCAUCAUAGCAUGGCACAGUACAAUCAGCCAGAGUUAACUAGUGGAGAGUUUGACAAAGCAAAAAAAAAAACAACAAAAACCAAACAAACCCAAAACCAAAAAAAAAAAAAGAUUCACAAAA
Messenger RNA from Balaenoptera acutorostrata (minke whale), 2194 nucleotides. RefSeq names its product amidohydrolase domain containing 1 (gene AMDHD1). The coding region runs from base 54 to 1310 and encodes 418 amino acids. Gene Ontology annotation, molecular function: imidazolonepropionase activity. The transcript has 9 exons. Gene Ontology annotation, cellular component: cytoplasm. Lineage: Eukaryota; Metazoa; Chordata; Mammalia; Artiodactyla; Balaenopteridae. The record is from RefSeq and is a predicted model, not a curated record.